Messenger RNA from Phacochoerus africanus (Common warthog), 2204 nucleotides. RefSeq names its product acetyl-CoA acyltransferase 1 (gene ACAA1). The record is from RefSeq and is a predicted model, not a curated record. NCBI's taxonomy places the organism in Eukaryota, Metazoa, Chordata, Mammalia, Artiodactyla, Suidae. Gene Ontology annotation, biological process: phenylacetate catabolic process; fatty acid beta-oxidation. Gene Ontology annotation, cellular component: peroxisome. Gene Ontology annotation, molecular function: acetyl-CoA C-acyltransferase activity. The coding region runs from base 635 to 1915 and encodes 426 amino acids. The transcript is spliced from 12 exons.
GUUCCCAGUUCCUCUCGAAAAAUUUCCCAGGAGAGCACAAGCUCGUCUGGGUUGGCUCUGGGCGGUCUCGGAAUUAUUUAGGCCCCCCAGCUUGGGGGAGACUGAAGAGAAAGUUAGGAAAGGGUAAGAGCGCCGAGCCAGAAGCUGUAGGCGGCGCUUCUGACAGGCCCGCCUUCUGUUUGGCGGCGGGCAGUGGGCAGGGUUGUAGGGAAAGGAAAUCCUGGCAGUGGCGAAGUUUGGUUCCAGACACGGAAGGAACUUCUGGAGACCCGCUUCGGGUAGGCGGAGCUGCAAGCGGAAAGGUUUCGGGACUGCAUUUCUGGGCGGGGCUUCAGGAAAGUUCACCUCCCGGCUCGCAGCUGCAGGCUCCUGUAGGCGGGCUUUGAGUGGAAAGAUCCUCUUGGGUCCAGCUUUAGGAGGUUUGAUUUGCGGCUGGGGGCGGGACCUCAGGCAAAUUCGUCUUCUGGUUGGCUGGGGCGAGACUCUUUAGAGGGAAGGGUCUGUUAGACGCACGGAGCCGUGGGCGGGGCUUAGGAUCCGGUGGACUUAGGUGUAGUUCCUGCGCGGGUGGCGUUCUGUUGGCUUCGGUCUUCAGUGGUCUGCUGGCUGAAGAUUUACCCCGCCGAGUUACGCGAUGUGGAGGCUGCAGGUUGUGCUGGGUCACCUGAAGGCUCAGCCCACUUCGGGUUUGGCGCCGGCGCCGCAGGCCGCACCUUGUAGCAGCAGCCAUCCGCUGGCGUCGGCCGAAGACAUAGUGGUGGUGCACGGACGGCGCACAGCCAUUGGCCGAUCCGGCCGCGGCGGCUUCAAGGACACCACCCCUGACGAGCUUCUCUCUGCAGUCAUGACCGCGGUUCUCCAGGAUGUCAAGCUGAGCCCAGCCCAGCUAGGGGAUAUCUGCGUGGGAAAUGUGCUUCAGCCCGGGGCUGGAGCAGUCAUGGCCCGAAUCGCCCAGUUUCUGAGUGACAUCCCAGAGACUGUGCCUUUGUCCACUGUCAAUAGACAGUGUUCGUCGGGGCUCCAGGCGGUGGCCAACAUAGCUGGUGGCAUCAGAAAUGGGUCUUAUGACAUUGGCAUGGCUUGUGGGGUGGAGUCCAUGACCCUGGGGGACAGAGGGAACCCUGGAAAUAUUUCUUCACGCCUGGUGGAGAAGGAGAAGGCCAGAGACUGCCUGAUACCCAUGGGGAUAACCUCAGAGAACGUAGCUAAGCGGUUUGGCAUUUCAAGGGAGAAGCAGGAUACCUUUGCACUGGCUUCCCAGCAAAAGGCAGCCAGAGCCCAGAGCAAGGGCUGUUUCCAGGCUGAGAUUGUGCCUGUGACCACCACGGUCUACGAUGACAAGGGCAAUGAGAAGAGCAUUACCGUGGCCCAGGAUGAGGGCAUCCGCCCCAACACCACCAUGGAGGGCCUGGCCAAACUGAAGCCUGCCUUCAAGCAGGGGGGCUCUACCACGGCUGGAAACUCUAGCCAGGUGAGUGAUGGGGCUGCUGCCCUCCUGCUGGCCCGGAGGUCCAAGGCAAAAGAGUUGGGCCUUCCCAUCCUUGGGAUCCUGAGGUCCUAUGCAGUGGUCGGGGUCCCGCCGGACAUCAUGGGGAUUGGACCUGCCUAUGCCAUCCCUGUGGCUUUGGAAAAAGCAGGGCUGACAGUUGAUGACAUAGACAUCUUUGAGAUCAAUGAGGCCUUUGCAAGUCAGGCCCUCUACUGUGUGGAGAAGCUGAAACUACCCCCUGAGAAGGUGAACCCUCUAGGGGGGGCAGUGGCCUUGGGCCAUCCGCUGGGCUGCACUGGGGCUCGGCAGGUCAUCACGCUGCUCAAUGAGCUGAAGCGCCGUGGGAAGAGGGCAUACGGGGUGGUGUCCAUGUGUAUCGGGACCGGCAUGGGUGCUGCUGCGGUCUUCGAAUACCCUGGAAACUGAGGGAGGCCCAGACCAGAGGCACUACCCACUGCUCUGGUGGCAACACUACAGAAGUGACAUCUGGGCACCUCUAGCACCGAUGGUGGCAAAGCAAGGUGCCUCCACUAACUCGGAUGUUGUGAACAAUGAUGAUACAGUACAGGAAGCGUGAGGUGUCACGCGUCUCUGGAGGGGAGAGAGUCGGCUGGGGUUGGGUCACCCAGCCCACAAGGCUACCAUGUGGUUCCUGGGGGAAAGGGCCUGUGGACGGAAUGUGCAGCAGACAUAGUAAAUGUGUUGUCUUAGUGGA